Hermetia illucens (black soldier fly) is the source of this 1979-nucleotide messenger RNA. It is a transcript of the gene CCT5, whose product is annotated as T-complex protein 1 subunit epsilon. Gene Ontology annotation, cellular component: chaperonin-containing T-complex. The coding region runs from base 133 to 1758 and encodes 541 amino acids. Lineage: Eukaryota; Metazoa; Arthropoda; Insecta; Diptera; Stratiomyidae. The transcript has 4 exons. Gene Ontology annotation, molecular function: ATP binding; ATP hydrolysis activity; ATP-dependent protein folding chaperone. Gene Ontology annotation, biological process: protein folding. The record is from RefSeq and is a predicted model, not a curated record.
AUCCCACCCAUCGCCAUAUUGCUGUCAGUGUCCGACCGGCUCGUCUGAAUCCGGCUGGUUCUAAGUUUCGGAGAUUUUGUGAAUUAAAUCCGUGAAAAUCGCGACAUCGGCGUAGUGUGAUUACUUUUUAAAAUGGCUGCUUUCCCGGGAACAUUCGCCUUCGACGAGUACGGUCGUCCUUUCAUCAUUUUGCGCGACCAGGACAAGCAGAAACGGCUGACAGGGAACGACGCUAUCAAGAGUCACAUCCUAGCUGCUAAACAAAUCGCUAACACACUCCGCACUUCCCUAGGACCGAAGGGAUUGGACAAAAUCAUGGUCAGUCCCGACGGUGAGGUGACCGCCACAAACGAUGGAGCCACGAUCUUGAAGCUUAUGGAUGUCGAUCAUGAAAUUGGUAAACUCAUGGUUCAAUUGAGCCAGUCACAAGACGACGAAAUCGGGGAUGGAACAACUGGUGUCGUAGUUCUCGCUGGAGCUCUUCUUGAGCAGGCUGAAAACCUCUUGGAUCGUGGUAUUCAUCCAAUUCGUAUUGCGGAUGGUUUCGAGUUGGCUGCACAAUGUGCUGUGAAACAUUUGGAAUCAAUUGCCGAGCCCUUCAAGUUUUCACCAGAUAACAAGGAACCCCUCAUCCGUGUAGCUUUAACUACAUUAGGAAGUAAAAUCGUCAACAAAUGCCAUCGUCAAAUGGCUGAAAUCGCCGUCGACGCUAUUCUAACCGUUGCUGACCUCGAGCAAAAGGAUGUCAACUUCGAGCUCAUUAAAAUCGAACAAAAAGUCGGUGGCCGAAUGGAAGAUUCAGCCUUGAUCAAGGGUGUGGUUGUUGAUAAGACUAUGAGUCACGCUCAAAUGCCUAAAGUUCUUCGAAAUGUCAAGCUCGCCAUUCUAACCUGCCCAUUUGAACCACCAAAGCCAAAGACCAAACAUAAGUUGGACGUCACUUCAGCCGAGGACUACAAAGCGCUGCGCGCCUAUGAGCAAGAAAAGUUCACCGAAAUGGUCCAACAAGUGAAGAAUGCUGGUGCUACCCUGGCUAUUUGCCAGUGGGGCUUCGAUGAUGAAGCUAACCAUCUUUUGCUCCAACACGACCUGCCUGCUGUUCGCUGGGUUGGCGGUCCUGAAAUUGAAUUGAUUGCCAUUGCUACAGGUGGCAGGAUCGUUCCACGCUUCGAGGAAUUGACUUCAGAAAAGUUGGGCAAAGCCGGUCUUGUCCGGGAAUUAGCUUUCGGUACAGCCAAAGACAAAAUGUUGGUGAUCGAGGAAUGUCAGAACUCAAAGGCCGUCACCAUUCUAUUGCGAGGUGGCAACCAGAUGGUUGUAGCUGAGGCCAAGCGAUCAAUUCACGAUGCACUUUGUGCUGUUCGAUCACUCAUCAGGGACUCACGUAUCGUCUACGGAGGUGGAGCUGCAGAAAUCAGCUGUUCCUUGGCUGUCGCCAAAGAAGCCGACCAGCUCUCAACUCUCGAACAAUAUGCCUUCCGUGCAUUCAGUGUAGCCUUAGAAAAUAUUCCGCUCGCCUUAGCUGAGAACAGUGGAUUGCAACCAAUCGAAACACUUUCCGAAUUGAAGGCACGUCAAGUAAAUGAGUCGAAACCGUCCCUCGGAGUCGAUUGCAUGCUGACCGGCAACUCAGACAUGAAGGACCAUCACGUGGUUGAAUCUUUGCAUUCCAAGAAGCAACAGAUCAUCCUAGCUACACAACUUGUUAAAAUGAUCCUCAAAAUUGAUGAUGUACGAUCAUCGGCCGAUAGGAUGUAGAACCUUAGAUACUUUCUCUUAUGCUAAUUACUCGUACUUUCUUUCAUAAUUUUCCUUUGUUCGCGAAACGUAACGGACUUCACAUAAUAAUAUAUGACUUAGGAUAUUACAUGUCCCAUGUAAGAGCAGUGAGGAAAUUUGUUAACACAACUUGUCUGUCAUUAAUCAUUAUUUAAUGAAAAUAAAAAUAAGCUUUUCACAACUUAAAAGAUGAAAUCCUU